CCAAACUCUCAUCUCUUUCUCGCUCUCUCUCUCUCUCGAUUUGUGGCUUUGUUAGCUUCCAUUUUCUUGCUAUGUCUCCUUUUCUUGUUUUUCUUCUUAUAAGCUUUUCUUUGCAUGCAUGCAACGCUCGCUUUCUUGGCUUCAAUGACAAGGAUCUGCAUAAAGUGCAUCUUCAUCAGAUUUCAAUUCCAUCUGAAAUGAUCUCUCCAGCUCCAGAGGAAGUUGGCGAGAUAGAUAGGAGGAGAAUCCAUGAGAAUUCUCUAAAUAUUGGUGCAACUACUAUGAAGCAGAAUAAAGAACUAACUUCUUUUAAGGAAGAAGAAAGCACAAAAACAGGAAAUGAGCUUAUCGUAUUUUCGCAGGAUGGUUUGCAAGACAAGGAUAAAAUUGAGGGAUGGAAGAGGCCACGACGGUCCAUGCUAGGAUCGGUACCAAGUGAUACAGAAGAAGCUGUGGAAUCCAACGAAAACGACAUUGCGGAAGGCGUAGUAGUUACAGAUUAUGCACAACCUCAUAGGAAGCCACCUAUCCACAAUGAAAAACUUUAGAUCGAUAUUUUUCUAUAUAUUUGCAAAAUUAUGCAUUUCCGUUGAUGUCAAAUUAGAACAUGAUGUUUCCUAAGACUAUUCUACUAGCUAUAAGGUUCUUAAAAAAAAUGCUAUAAAGUUCAAAUAAUGCACUCUUGUCUUAGCUUACUACUAUUAUUACAAAAAUAUAAUUUCUCUAGAAGAUGGUUUUAAUGGUUGUUUUGCUUUAGAAAAGCACACUAUGAUGUUUUUAAGAAGGAAGUCACCGCAAAUCACAAUCAGCUGAUCUCUUGGAUUGCUAUGAUAAAUAGCUGAGUUGCUAAAUAAAAUCAAUUCAUCCUAUUUCAUAAUAAGAUCCGAGACGUAAUAUGGUUCUAAAGGAUGAACUGAAUACAGAGCAAUUAAGUAUUAGUAGCAUACCAAAAAUAUGUUCUUCUUCAUUAAUGUGUCUGCUCGGGGUUGUCCAUUGGAAGAUGUUGAAUA
This is a messenger RNA of Jatropha curcas, 1010 nucleotides long. It is a transcript of the gene RGF6, whose product is annotated as root meristem growth factor. NCBI's taxonomy places the organism in Eukaryota, Viridiplantae, Streptophyta, Magnoliopsida, Malpighiales, Euphorbiaceae. The record is from RefSeq and is a predicted model, not a curated record.